GAAGAAGGCGGCGGGAUCGAGCCAGGCCUGGUCCAGCGCUCGUAAAACUCGUCUCGCUCCGUAGAAAUACCUCGCGUUAUACGUCGAAACUUCCGGUCGAAACGGAACGAAUACACGUUUUUCCUACACUCUCCUUUCCCUUCUUUUUCUUCGAUGCGCGAUACUCGCGGGAUCGCGUCCGCGUUGUAGAACAACGGACUUCGUCGUUGGGAAAAAGGGGAAAACCGAACGGAAAGACAAACGGAGGAAAAGUUUUCGACGAAACAAUGUUUCGCCCCGUGGGAAUGUGAGAUGCCGAUCGGCUGAAAAUGCAGUGUUUCGCGUGCGAGCACAAUACUCGUCCACGUGUACCAGGGAGACAACGCUUCAGCUCGUCGCGGUUCGCUUAGAGUUCUCUUCUCGUUCGCCUCGAUCGACGAAAAAAAAAAAAAGGUGAUACCAACGCGCGAUUCUACGUUCCUCAGUAAUUGAUCUUCGAUUCAUUGACACAUCAUGGCGACCAGAGCCGUCACUGUGGGGGCGGCAUCAGGAACAGCGGGGAUAUCUGGUGAGGCAGGUUUAGCUGGUGUACCUAGACUUCUGGAGGACUUGGCUCGACUUUCCGAGGACAAAGAUACAGCUGACAUUGUCUUUCUGCUAGGAAGGGACGAGACACCGGUUUACGCUCACAGAAUUAUCCUUCAAGCUAGGUGCAAGAACUUUACUGCCGCGAAGAGGAUCGGGACACCGGGAAAUCCAACCCCAAUGCGUAUGCCGCACGCUCAUCCAGAGACUUUUCGACAAUUUAUCCAUUACGUGUACACAGGCAAGAUCAUGCUUCAGGAUAACGGUAUAUUCGAAAUGCUGGGUCUCGCGCAAGAAUUGGGAGUCGAAGAACUUUGGAGAAGUUGCGAGGAACACGUCUCCGCCACUCUAAGUCCAGGAAACGCGUGUGCCCUUCUGACUGCGGCGUUAGAUGCCCAAGAGCGAGUUCCUAGUGGCAAAGGAGCUUGUUCUUCCUUCAUUGAAAGAUGUUUCGCUUUCAUUGGAGAAAAUGCUGUAGAUACGGUUAAAACGACAGCAUUUUGUAAUCUUCCAAAGGAUGCCUUGGUGAAGCUUAUAUCUUCGGAUUACUUAGGAUUGGAGGAAGAAGAUGUUUGGAGAGCAGUACUAAACUGGGCAAAAUAUCAGGCAGGGGUGACGCAGCCUACUCAACACUGGACAGAGGAGGAGCGCGUGAGGGUUUGCCAACAUUUAUCCGGAGUGAUAAAUCAUGUUCGCCUUCUACUAAUCGACAGCCAGGUCUUUGCGGAGGAAGUAGAACCAACCGGAGCAGUGCCUAUAGAACUUUCCUUGGAGAGGUACGAAUUUUUCAAUCCCGAUCGAUCAAGUGGCUCAAAACCCAUAAGGUAUAGGUAUGCAGCGCUACCAAACAAAUAUGCAGAAAUUUGUGCAGAUAAGCGGUUACAGCCAAGAGUUAGUCCAUUUCUGUUUCCGGGAUCACAAAUUCUAUCGCGAGAUAAGAUGGGUUUCCAACGUCUACUGAAUCAGUGGUAUGGAUCUCCAAAACAAAGUUGGCGUCUAGUAUACCGAGCUUCUAAUCAUGAUUAUUCUGCAUCAUCAUUUCACCGACAUUGUGAUGGAGUUUGUCCGACAUAUGUAAUUGCAUUGGGAACUCGAGGAGAAAUUUGUGGAGGCUUCAGUGAUGUGCCAUGGGGUAAAACAAAUGCCAAGGGUCACUAUAUUUUUUCAGAAAAAGCUUUCUUAUUCACUUUAACAAAUAACCAAGAUGUACCUCCAACGAAAUAUGAUAUUGUUAAAAAGCCUUUUGCGCUUUGUUAUCAUCCAGAUAUCGGACCAAUUUUUGGAGCAGGUGCUGAUUUACUAAUUUCUAGUAAUUGUAACGUAAAUAAGGAGAGCUACAGUAAUCUUCCUCACAGCUACGAUGGCGAACAUGCCUCUAAUACUGUACUUAUGGGAGACUAUCAUUUUUUUGUAGUAGAUUAUGAAGUUUUUACUCCCAGUCAUUCAGUUUCCAAAUCUGCUCAUUAACAGUAUAUAAGUAUUCUUUUCAUAA
Molecule: messenger RNA, 2056 nt
Organism: Apis mellifera (honey bee)
Lineage: Eukaryota; Metazoa; Arthropoda; Insecta; Hymenoptera; Apidae
Product: BTB/POZ domain-containing protein 9
Exons: 10
Coding region: 493-2031 (512 amino acids)
Molecular function (GO): protein binding
Source: RefSeq, a predicted model, not a curated record